GAAUAGAGUAAGGGGUGGUGGUGGUAAGGAGUGGCGGUUAAAUCAUCGAAUUUCCCAAAAUUUAGCAGUUCCAUACGUCAUCUAAAUAUUACUUUUCUCGGCUUGGACGAAGCCGCUUUUUGGAUCAAAUGUUUAUAUUUGUUUAAUAAUGAAAUUGGAGAGAACAAUAGAAAAGAAACUACAGUGAUGCUCAGUGUAGCCGUGUGUGGAUUCUCGAGGCACUCUUCAUCGAUCCUCGUACAACUCACGAGGCAGACUUUCUAGAGUGCAAUGAAAUGCAUAAAAGGAUUGAAAGUGGCUUCUUAAAUCGACCGCCGUCCGCAACUCGGAUUUUCGUCUUCAGGAAAAUUGAUACAAUUUCUACGGGUUGAACCCCAUCCCCUGGAUGAAUAUGGUGCAAGCUGUAAAUGGUGCAAUCACUGCCCAAUCUCCGUUGAGAGUAUAGGAAUCACAGCUCUGAAGAGUUAUCAGAAAGGCGGCAAGCAUAAUCAAGCAGCUAAAGCAUAUGAAAAAAUUGUGCCUUUGAUAAAUCAAUGGGUUCUCAAACCCGAAACUCUGUCUACAAAAGAUUCAGAACCUUCAACCUCUAAAUCUGCAAAUGUUCCACUCGUCGAUGAUCGAUCUUCAACCGGAUUCGAAAAACUCAAACAGAUUCAACGCAAGGCUCAGUUUCUCAGCUCCUCCCAAACGGUCAUCAAAAAAAGACGCUUGAUUUCUUUUUAAUGAAAAAAUCCACGGCUAUAGCUGAGAUAAGCUGGUGUUUGCAGGCUGUAAUUACACAUCGUUCCUUUCGCGAUGCUGAAACUGACUGCACUUUGAUGAAAGCAAAUUUUCCCGAUGAAAAAAUUGCGGAAAAUAUGAAACUGAAGAAAGAUAAGAUUUCUUACGGCGUAACAUUUGGUUUGGGUCUUUAUUUUCGAUCUGAACUGAACGAAAAGAUAAAAAACUAUUAUUUUUGCGUGGUUGGUUGCGACGAAUCUCUGAACAAGUACUCCCAAUCGCAGCAAAUGAACAUUACAGUAAGAUAUCGGGAUUCACAAGAGAGCGAGGUCAAAACGCGUGGGAUUCACACUCUUCACGAUUCUUUCAAAACUGGAAUAACUGCAACUAACUGGAAUUUGAGUGAUCUCUUCAGAGCUUUGUACAAUUUCUUCAACGAUGUUCCUAUUCACAGAGGAGAUUUCAUUCGGAUUACAAAUUGCCUGCAGUUCCCAUUGAAAUUUUGCAACAUCAGAUGGAUUCAAAAUGCACCUGUUGCGCAGAGAACUUCUGGGAUUUUGGAAUCAAUCCAAAACUUCUUCGAUUCUUUUAAAAAUCAACCAAAAAACCAUCAUCUAAAGUACAACAAUUUCGAGAUUGCACGAAAAUUGGUGAAAGACAAUCUCCUUCCUGCGAGACUGGCAUUCUUUGAAAUGUUUGCAAGGGAUAUCGAACCAUUUCUUGAUGAAUUUCAGAGUGAUAAGCCAUUGACUCGAUUUCUUCACACUGCUUUGUAUCAGAUCGUUCACACUACAAUGACUCGCAUCGUAAAGAAAGAAGUUUUGGACUCUACGCCCAUCAAAGACAUCGAUAUGAAUGAUAAUAAAAAUCUCAAGAUAAACAACGAUGUUGACGUAGGUUUCGGCGCAAGGAAAUGUUUGAAAUCCAAAUUUGUCGCAGAAAGAUAUUCUUCUAUUUCAGCAAGAUUGUAAACAAUACUUCCAAGUUUUCAUAUCCAAACUUUUCGACCGGUCUCUAUUGAAAUAUCCAUUGGCAAGAGCAAUAGCGUGCAUUGAUCCGGCUAUAGUUGGAAUUGGAGGAGAAAAACAUUUCAAACGAGCGCUCGAAAUCGUCGUCAAAAAUAAUCUUUUGAUUCCCAAAAUGGCUGAAUCUGUUUCCCACGGCAAAGCUGCAGUCGAAAUGGGGUUUUCUGUCAACAAAGAAUGCCUUGUGGAAAAUCAAAAAGAAGCAUCUUAGAUUGCCCAGCGUCACGCUUAUUGCGCUGUUACGGAACGUGGUUUUAUUUUAAAGACGGAGAUUAAUCAGUCCAUGGUGCACGCAUUUCAAAACUCUCCUAGCAGAUACACUGAAGUACUCAAGGAGCAAGGACAAAGAAGAAAAAAAGUUGUUGAAGAAGAAAAGAAAAGAGAAACAGCCAGGAAGUUCAAGAACUGGAAAAGAAAAAAAGCGGCUUUGGAUAACGAAUUGAACGUGUUAAUUGAAGAAAUUGAGAGAAAAAGAACAAAAAUUAACGUGAUAUUCGAAACUGUUAAAUGAAAAUGCUCCUUUCAAGUAUCAAUGUGAUCUUUCUAUCGAUGAGUAUGUGAUAAAAAUUAAAUAGAUAUUACAUAACUAUAGUUAAACGAAGAUACUAAAGUUGUGCGAAAUGUACGAGAAUAUUUUGGCCUACCCAGUAGACACCCUGUAUAAUUUCAUGAUGAAGAAAAAAGUAAAUUUAUUUUAAACAUUAAUAAACUUUUAUUAUACAAAUUAUAGC
Belonocnema kinseyi is the source of this 2476-nucleotide messenger RNA. RefSeq lists its product as uncharacterized. The coding region runs from base 723 to 1691 and encodes 322 amino acids. Lineage: Eukaryota; Metazoa; Arthropoda; Insecta; Hymenoptera; Cynipidae. The record is from RefSeq and is a predicted model, not a curated record. The transcript has 2 exons.